AUGCUGGCCUCCAGGCCCCGCUGCGGAGCCUCCCGGAAGCCUCUCACCCUGCUACUCGCGGGAUUGGUCCUGCUGUGGCUGUGCUGGGCCCACCUGUCGGCCGUGACGAGCGUUGCGUACGCAUACGGGUGGUGGGCCCUGGGGCCGGCCAUCCCCGUCAUGUCCAUGGAGGCCCCCAAGAACGCCACCCUGGUGCCCAAGAUCAUUCACCAGACCUGGAAGGACAAGGACAUCCCCGAGAAGUGGCGGGCGGCCCAGAAGUCCUGUAUCGACCUGCACCCCGACUUUGAAUAUCGGUUAUGGACGGACGAGGAGUCCCUCCGCUUCAUCGAGCUCGAGUUCCCUUGGUUCCUGCCCACCUACCUGGCCUACCCGUACGUCAUUCAGCGUGUGGACGCCAUCCGAUACUUCAUCCUGUACCACCACGGCGGCGUCUACAUCGACCUGGACAUGGGGUGUCGCAAGCGGGUGGACCCGCUGCUGGCGGCGCCCUUCACCGCGCCCCUAACCCACCCUGUGGGCAUCUCCAACGACGUCAUGGCCGCCGCGCCGGGGGCCGCCUUCAUGCACGCCGCCGUGCACGCGCUGCGCGGCUGGAACCUGUGGCUGGUCAUCAAGUACGUGCAGGUCAUGUUCACCACCGGUCCCAUGUUCUUGACGGUCCUGCUGAGCCACUUCCCAGACCUGGCCGCCGUGGCCGUCAUCUCCAAGGCCGACUACGGCAAGUACGACGCCUCGGGGGACGCCCUGUUCUACCACCUGCACGGCAGCAGCUGGCACGCCGGGGACGCCCCCCUCAUCUUCUGGAUGGAGCGGUACGGGAAGGUGGUGCUGCUUGUCGCGGUCGCGGCAGCGGCGCUGAUCGCCGCGCUGGCCUACCGCCGCCAGAGGUCCGCGCCCGGGCGGCCGGGGCGCAGGACGACGCUGAUGGAGCGGCAGUGCCAGUCAAAGUAUGGCGACAAGCAGGUGGCAUACUGCCCCGUCUGA
This is a messenger RNA of Auxenochlorella protothecoides, 987 nucleotides long. RefSeq names its product Inositol phosphoceramide mannosyltransferase 2. The record is from RefSeq and is a predicted model, not a curated record. The transcript has 2 exons. The coding region runs from base 1 to 987 and encodes 328 amino acids. Gene Ontology annotation, molecular function: mannosyltransferase activity. Gene Ontology annotation, biological process: mannosyl-inositol phosphorylceramide biosynthetic process. NCBI's taxonomy places the organism in Eukaryota, Viridiplantae, Chlorophyta, Trebouxiophyceae, Chlorellales, Chlorellaceae.